AUGGUCAAUGAACUAACAGUCUGCCAAGGAGAUCCGCCCGCGUCCGAAUUCUCAAGCCCCACAACAGAGGUCGGAAGGUUGCUCGCGAAAACCUUCAGUGGUACCGUGCCAAGACAUCGCGAAGCACUUUCGAUAGACACCUUUGCUGUUCUGGCCGAAAAAGAGCAACGCGAGGACGCAGUGAAGACUCUUCGCAGAUCUGUGCUCAUUGUCUUUGCAGACGGCUCAUCGAAGGCUCUUGCGCCUCAGCAAGAGUACACCUUGUAUGACGAAUCGGUAUUUGUCUGCACACACAGCUUCGUAAACUCUAAAGGCAUCAGAGCAUGCCAGGUCUAUGUUUGGUCUGGCGACAGCGCGUUUGAGACGACACUGGAGGCUGCUCACGCGACCGCUAAGCGCAUCUCGCGUGAGAAUGGGUCAGCGUCAGUGCAGGUGAUACGACAGGGCUACGAGACUGCAGCGUUCUUGCAUACGUUUUCGGGUAUCCUGAUCACCAGACAAGGCGCGCCAGAGAGCGCGCCCAAACAAUUCAUGCUGCGCGGAAGAAAACAUUUGGGACACAUUCUGUUUGACGAAGUGGAUUUUGCUGUUGAGAGUCUAUGUGCAGGCUUUGUGUACCUCAUCUCUUAUCCGGUGACACUACAGGAGACGAAGCUAUACCUAUGGAAAGGAUCUGCAUGUUCAACGGAAGAGCUCAGUGCCGCGAGACUCGCUGCCAUGGACCUGAGCGAGACAGGUGAUAUCAUUGAAGUCGAUGGUGGUGUAGAGUUCACGAGUUUUUUGAAGAUUUUUGGCACGAACACUACCAAAGCCAGCAUUCCGAAAUCAACGGAGCUUUGGCGAUUAAAGGCUUUGGCUCCAACCAAGUUCGAAACCAGGCUGUUCCGUGUGCAACAAGCGCCACAAAGAACAGGCCUGAUGACCGCGCUCUGGAAUCGUAGGCCCAGCUGGAACACUCGAUCACCUGCCCGAUCGACACCGUCGCCGGGUGGGAUGGAAGUCAAGGUUGAGACGAACGAGGUGUCCCCAAUAUUGCAAUCGCAGCUCGAAGCCGAAGGCAUCUAUAUUCUCGAUGCCUACGGUGCAAUUUUUGUCCUGCUUGGACCUCUAUUUGCCUCGAAUGCUGAGCACACUCGGAACGCUGUGCUCGGACAGACUCUCCUUUUUGCAUCUGAUUACGCGAUCAUGGCGGCUUCCACGGAGGACCGUCCACAGGUACCGAAGUGUUUUGUUUUGUUCAGCGGCAUACCGCGGGAUGUGAAGAUGAUGUUUAGACAUUGGGAUGAUGGUUGGGGCCUUUGGGGGACCGCUGGCCUCAUGGCAGGGCAGGCGAACUCCCUGGCAAGCGAACCAAUCAUCACGGCACUGGACGAGGUGCUGAACGAAGUGUGUCGAGAUUAG
Messenger RNA from Sphaerulina musiva SO2202, 1401 nucleotides. RefSeq lists its product as uncharacterized. The transcript has a single exon. Bases 1 to 1401 code for a protein of 466 amino acids. Gene Ontology annotation, biological process: actin filament severing; barbed-end actin filament capping. The record is from RefSeq and is a predicted model, not a curated record. Gene Ontology annotation, molecular function: actin filament binding; phosphatidylinositol-4,5-bisphosphate binding. Lineage: Eukaryota; Fungi; Ascomycota; Dothideomycetes; Mycosphaerellales; Mycosphaerellaceae.